UAGAGAGGGAAAGGGAGAGAGAACGGGAGAGAGAGAAGGCUAAAAGGCGACAAAAGGAAAGACAAGAAAAGAUGAAAGCUGAUUUACGGCAGAAAAUUGAUUCCCGAGACCACAAGAUGGCCGAGGUCAAAUCAUCUGAAAUAAACUGCAAUGGUAGCUUGGAUGCCGAAUGGCUGGAGAUCAACAGUUUCUUCUCAGAGGUGAUGAAAAUUGUGGAGGAUGCUAAAGAGAAAGCAUGCCAGACUCUGGAGGACAGGAGACGGAAAGUGAAAAGAGAAGCACAAGAUCUCACCCACAAGCUGCAAAGAGAAAUUGAUGUGCUCAAAAAAGCCACUGAUGACCUAGACAACAACCCAGACUUGGAGCUUUCUCCUGUAACAGGCCUGAAAGAAUCUGCUAACUGGAAAACUUUAUGUGACAACACUUCACUCUUCUUCGGGACACUGCGAGGUACGACUUCAGCCAUGAUGAAGCAAAUUGGCCAGGAAAUAGAAAAACUCGCAUCCAAAGACCUCGAGAGGAUUUCUACAUUUGCAGUGGACGUGAAGCUGGACCCGACUUCUGCACACUCAAGUCUUGUAAUUUCUGAUAAUGGGAAAGAAGUGAGAAAAGGUGGAAAAACAGCAAAAGAUCCUGAUUCUCCCCAGAGGUCUGAUAUAUUUGGAAGUGUCCUGGGGCUCAACAGGCUGAAAUCAGGGAAAUCAUACUGGGAGGUGGAGGUCAGCAACAAGACCGGGUGGGAUCUGGGUGUGGCCAGAUGUGAUGCUUACCGCAAGGGGAAAUUUUUAGUGACCCCUGACAAAGGUUACUGGGUUAUUGUCUUUUAUGGAGACAAAAAAUAUGCAGUCCGGACAACACCGCCCGUGCACCUUCCAUUUAAAGGGAAACCUCGGAAAGUCGGGGUGUAUGUAGAUUAUGAAGAAGGGCUCGUGUCCUUUUAUGAUGUGACGUCUCAGUCUCACAUCUAUUCAUUUACUGAGUGUUCGUUUGGUGGUGAGAUCCUCCCGUACUUCAGUCUCCAUCUGAAACCAGAUGAGAAAAACAGCGAUCCUUUGAUUAUAUCUGCUAUGGAAAAGCAGUAGUAAUCACAUGCACUGGUUUUGGAGCAGUGAAUGCAUCAGUUAUAGACAUUAUAUAUAUUAAAGUGGGAAUUUGAUUGCCUGGGUUUCCAUGUUCUUUUCUUAUAAUGAUAACAUGAAUCAAUGAAGGUACAAUAAAGGCAUGGGUUUUAGAAUUUUCUUUUAUGCACUAUAUAGCAAUGCUAGCAAUGCAAAUGUAUACAUAUUAUGGGGAUGCACUCUAAAUACUGUUAAUUAUGAUUAUGUGCAAAGGGAUGAUUUAAUAAGGAUUCUUCUCUUGUUAUUGGUUGUGUUCACAUAAACCAGAGUUUCCCAACCUUUUGGAACCACAGCACAUAUUUCACAUUAGAAAAAUCACAAAAUCCACCACUAUUGACACCCUGUCAUAUCUAGGUGUGUGUCAACAUGUUAAGGUUGGCACGUUAAGCAUGUUGUUUCCAGAGCUGCACCUUUCAACCAAAUCCCGUAUAUUUUACUUGUGAGCAAUUUGUUAUUUCAGCCUUAUAUUUGUGUGUUCAGGUCAAUCAGAUGUUCAAAUAUAUCUGCCAGAUACAGCAGUCUUGUACACCACUGGUCCCUUGAGAGUAACUUGACGUCCUUCUGGUUUGUGAAAAACACUUUAAGUUCUUGAUUCUUGCAGUCUUGGCAACAAGUACUUCCCGGUGCAGAAUAUAAUGCAUUGCAAUGACAUCUAGAUGUUGCUCUUUCACUCCGUUUACAAAUCCUUUAGUGUGCCCGAGCAUGGCAGCUGCUCCAUCGGUGCAAACAUGUAUGCAUUUUUGCAAUUCAGCAACUUGUUAGCUUUAAGUGCUUUAUUGGUCUUAUUAGUGGUUUUCCUCAUUAAAGCUGCUUGCGUCUCAGUCUGUACACGCUUGAAGUGAUGGGUGUUUUGUCUGGAGAUGGUGUUUAAGUUUGCUUGGAACCAGGCGUAGCAGAAUGGGCUCAGUUGGUUCUCCAGUGUAUGAGAAUCCAAAGGCAAGAUAAUGUUGUCAUGAUUUUACUUUUUCUUUUGCUUUCUUCCACUAUUAAAGCCAGGGCCAUCUGGGUUGGAAUUCUCUCUAGGACCCAGGCCAGAUUGACGGUUUUUGUUUUCAGUUAUUUAGUAAUCGCUAUUCCCUGCAGUUUUGUCUCACUCGCAGCUCGACUUUGUACUUUUGUAUUUCUUCUUCAUCUUCAUCUUGAUGGUGGUAAGGGCAGUACAAUUAAGUGGAUCUGGUGGAUGAGAAUGUGUUGUGUCCUGUAAUGAUCGUGCCAUAUUGCACCACUAGAGGGUGGUGUCGUGAAAUAAGAGUAAAGUGGAGUUGGUAAAGUUUUAGAGUUAAGAGUAUAGUUAGACGGCUAACUGUUAACUUGUUGUGUCUCCCUGUUACCUCUACGAUGUAAAGUCUGUGCUGAUUUCAUUAAAGAGCACUGUUCCUUUAUGAGGACUGGUUUAUUACCGGCCGCUACUACAGAAUGUAAUUGUUCAGCCUGUCACAACACGCCACUUGCUAAGAGUACCAAUCAGGUGAAAUUGGAUAAUCUUCCACGGCACACUCAAUGAUUUCUAAUGGCAUACUUAUGUUCCGUGUUUGGGAAAAGCUGAUUUUAACCACUACCUCAAGCAUUUAGUCUACAAGAUGCUUAAUUCCACAGACCCUCCUUGUUACUUCACACAUCUGUUGAACAAUUUGUCUCACUGGGCAGUUUCAAUCCUGUAAACUGUAGUCUACAUGAGUCACUUUAAAUAAUCCAUUUACAGCAUAUAAGAAAUAUGUUUUACACAGAUAUAGACAAGAAACAAACAAACUUCUAUCUAGGGAAUAUUUUUUAAUAUUUUAACUGUGUUUGUAAUGAUUAAAGAAUGAAAUAUGUUUACGAUUUUAGUUUUAUUUAUUUUGUAAUUUGAAUAAAUCCAAACCUUAAUGAAACCAGCUGUAUAUUGUCUCCUUUACUCUUCCUUUAGCCCUAGGAGUGCAGGGAUUUUAGAGAAGCAAGUUUGCAGCUGACAUUAGUAAAAAAAAAAUACAU
Molecule: messenger RNA, 3089 nt
Organism: Haplochromis burtoni (Burton's mouthbrooder)
Lineage: Eukaryota; Metazoa; Chordata; Actinopteri; Cichliformes; Cichlidae
Product: E3 ubiquitin-protein ligase TRIM21
Exons: 7
Coding region: 72-1082 (336 amino acids)
Molecular function (GO): protein binding
Source: RefSeq, a predicted model, not a curated record